AUGCCGGCUUUGAAUUGGUUCGGCAGGAAGUGGCGCACGUCUUCGGAUGAUUUCACGUACUCUGGUAUAAUCUUUGCUGUAAUCCUCAUAGUAAACGGUAUUCUUGUGUUGACACGUUUUGGAGGUGGUGGCGGUAGCACUUAUAUGCCUGAUUGCCCAAAAGCUACUGAAAGGUUUGCAAUGUGUGUCUUCGCACUUGGUGUUAUCGAUAUCAUUGACGCGACAGUGUUUCUCGUGACAGCGGUACUGAGCUGCCGUGGUGGCCCUUUUCAGGUCUCCCAACGACGCCUCGUACCUUACCUGUUGUACGUGACUACAGCUGUCACGUUGGGGCUGCUGGGGCUUUGCUGCGCGGUGACAAGAUUCGCUUUGUACGGUGAGGAGAUAAGUAGCUGCGGGGCUCUCACACGACACUUUCUCCAUACCACGUUGGUGUUCAAUUUCUUUGUUCCACUGUGCUACAUCAUAAUGCUUGCCAUCGCGUUUGACCCUAGCGGGCGUCAUGGGUGGAAUGACACCACGGAAUAUGAGUCACUGUGGAAGCAACGUUGCCGACUGUUGUGCUGUCGCUGUUUUCAGGCGCCAAGGGAAAAAGAUGCGUUUCAGGACGUUGCCAGAACACUCACUGGUCUCUUUCGAGGGUACGAUAUUGUGCCAAGUGAUGUGGUUGCCGGUAUGCUCCUUGUCCAUGGCAUGCAGAGACGUGCCCUUCGUCUUAAACAGGCAAAUCUGCGGUACCCAUCAGCCGGUGACGGACGCGCAGAACGCAUCUCGUUGCAAGCGCGGAGAUUCCCUCUUUUAACUGAACACCAGAGGAAGCAAGUAGCUGAGCUGCAUUCAUAUAGCAAAUUCUACAUGUCCGCUUAUGGCUGGCCUUUAUACGAGUAUACACACUGCUGCGUUGGUUUGCCAAAACUUUUUUGCUUCGACCCACUAAUGAGUUGUCGUCAGCAUCCAGGUAUACACAAGGGAACGACAUUCUACUGUGAUGUGACAGCCCUACUCAAAGUUUCAGGUAUUUCCGACGAUGACAUUAUUCUUACGAGCUGGGACAACACUCUAUUUCGUCCCGUUUUUUUCGUUGUGAUUGACCGAUGUACAAACGCGGUUGUUGUGGCAAUACGAGGAACCAUGUCUUUUGCUGAUUGUAUCACCGACUUAGUUGCAGUGCCCGAGGUGCUGCAGAUACCGGCUGCCGAGCAGGACACCCACUCAACCAGUGAUGACUACUACGUCCACGGUGGCAUGAAACAUAGUGCGGAGUAUGUAAUGCGCGAGCUUCAACAGAGCGGGAUACUAAAUAGUAUCAUUGAUGGAGAGCUUAAAAACCUCAAGGUCGUUGUGCUUGGUCACUCGCUUGGCGCAGGGGUGGCCACCAUCUUGAGUAUCAUGCUGCAUGCAGCAGAACCGGAACUCCGCAGCCGCCUUCAUUGUCUCGCGUACGCUCCGCCUGGAGGUUUGCUGUCGCCAGCACUUGUUGUCUACAGCAAGAGCUUUGUCACUGGAUGCUUCGCUGGCAAUGAUGUUAUUCCGCGUAUGGCUAGCCACACCUUUGACACCUUAAGAGAGACAAUUUUAGACGCUCUUAUGAAUUCCACUGUGCCAAAGUCACUCCUCUUUAUGAAUAUCCUGCGGACAGAGAAGAUGGUACGUGUGCAGUCCCAUUCGUCGAUGCGUAGUUCCUUGGAGAGACACGCCUUCCGCGACGACCUCCGUCAGACACCGUACACGCCAUUAAGAGAGCCAAAGAAGUUGUUUCCUCCAGCCACACUAGUGCACUUCUGUAAGGCGGUCGUGCGAGGGAAAUGCAUGUGUUGCACAUCCACCACACGCUCUUUCUGCAGUUAUGAGGAGGUCUUUGUACCUGCUUUUGAGACCCCAACGGAUGUGCAGGUGGUGAUGUGUUCGCCCUCCAUGUUCGGGGACCACUUUCCUGAUCGCCUAUUCGACGUUAUUGAAGAAACGACUAACAGACUUGAGUCUGGAGAGCUGGAGCGGUUCUUCUUCUUACCGGAGGGAGGCUCAGGGGAGGGGCCGUGGCUUGACUACGGUAGCACGUUCUCUAAGGAUGUGUCGGAUAUUGUUUAA
Molecule: messenger RNA, 2088 nt
Organism: Trypanosoma grayi
Lineage: Eukaryota; Euglenozoa; Kinetoplastea; Trypanosomatida; Trypanosomatidae
Product: putative lipase domain protein
Exons: 1
Coding region: 1-2088 (695 amino acids)
Biological process (GO): lipid metabolic process
Source: RefSeq, a predicted model, not a curated record